AUGAAGAUCCUAUGUGUGGCCGAAAAGCCGUCCAUCGCCCGCGAGGUGUCGCGAAUACUCAGUGGAGGCAGAUUCACCACGAGAAACUCCCGGAACAAGUUCAUCAAAAACUACGACUUCACCUACAACUUCACCAGCCUCGGUAUAUGCGACGUUACAAUGACUUCUGUGGUGGGGCACAUCACCAACAUGGACUUCCCGCCCGCGUACCAGUGGGGACGGUGUGUUCCCGGAAGGUUGUUUGAUGUAGAGGUGAUCGAGAAGGUCACCAAACAAGACGUGUUCGACAACAUUUCCAACGAAGCGCGUACCGCGUCCAGGUUGAUGAUCUGGACAGACUGCGAUCGCGAAGGCGAGUUCAUUGGGUUUGAGAUUUAUAAAGCCGCUUUCAAGGGAAACAGCGCCAUCCAGGUCGGGGACAUCUGGCGUAGCCAGUUUUCGCAUCUAGAACGAAGCCAUAUUAUUGAUGCUGCAUCACAUCCACGGCUGCUUGAUAUGAACUCCGUCAACGCUGUCGCGUGCCGUAUGGAAAUAGACUUCCGUGUUGGCACCAGUUUCACGCGGUUGCUCACUGACUGCUUGAAACAGAACAGAAUCAUCGAGAAAGGAGGGCUAGCCUCUUACGGAACCUGUCAGUUCCCCACCCUCGGCUUCGUAGUUGAUAGAUACAAAAGGGUCAAAUCGUUUAUCCCCGAGAAGUUUUGGUACAUUGCGGUAGAUAUCCGUAAACAGAACCAGAAGUCGUCGUUUGCUUGGACAAAAGGUCGUUUCUUCGACCGCAUGUUUGUGACACAGUUGUACCAGGAUUGUCUCCAGACAGAAGAAGGAACCAUAACCAAUGUAGAAAGUAAACGAACCACCAACUGGAGACCCUUGCCGUUGACUACAGUCGAGCUCCAGAAGGAUUGUGCGCGAUUCUUCAGGAUGAGCGCAAAAGCAGCUCUAGAUGCUGCCGAAAGAUUGUAUAACAAGGGGUUUCUUUCCUACCCAAGAACAGAAACUGAUAGUUUCCCAGCUACCAUGGACUUUGCUGGUGUAAUUGCCAAACAGACUGGUGAUGGAAGAUGGGGCGCCUAUGCAAAUCUGUUGAUGGCUAACGGCCAUGAAAUGCCGAGAAAUGGUAGCCACGACGAUAAAGCGCAUCCAGCUAUCCACCCAGUAAACUACGUAGCUAUAGAUUCGUUGACUUCGGCAGACGAAAAGAAGGUAUACGAAUAUGUGGUCCGUAGAUUUUUAGCCUGUUGCUCGAAAGAUGCUGUAGGUCACCAGACAACAGCCACUUUGCAAUGGGGUAAUGAAACAUUCACAGCCAGUGGGUUGAUUGUUACUGAGAAAAACUAUUUGGAAAUAUAUACAUACAAGAAGUGGGAAACUACAAAGCAAUUGCCGCCUCUAGAGGAGGGAGAAAAAGUCCGUAUCUCCAGUGGCCAAAUGAAGGAAGGAGAAACCAGCCCUCCCAACCACAUGACAGAAACAGAAUUGAUUGCAUUAAUGGAUGCCAAUGGUAUCGGAACGGACGCCACUAUCGCAGAGCAUAUUGAGAAAAUCAUGCAGCGAGAUUACAUCGUCAAACACAAACAAGGUGGAAAGGAAUACAUUGUUCCUACUCCGUUGGGUAUGGGGCUAAUUGAAGGAUUUGACCAGAUGGAGUUUGACAAUAUUUCUCUCUCGAAGCCGUUUUUACGUAAGUUGUUAGAGAAUUCUCUUCAGAAAAUCGUGGAUGGCGAGCGCACCAAAGCUGACGUCCUUGAAGAAGUUAAACAAAUCUAUCGACAGGCGUACGGAGUCAGCUCUCAGAAGAUGACGUUGUUGGCUCUGGUAUGUCGACAGAUAAUUGCACAGAAUCUGUGA
Messenger RNA from Scheffersomyces stipitis CBS 6054, 1851 nucleotides. It is a transcript of the gene TOP3, whose product is annotated as DNA topoisomerase 3. Bases 1 to 1851 code for a protein of 616 amino acids. The record is from RefSeq and is a predicted model, not a curated record. Gene Ontology annotation, molecular function: DNA topoisomerase type I (single strand cut, ATP-independent) activity; DNA binding. Gene Ontology annotation, cellular component: nucleus. Gene Ontology annotation, biological process: DNA topological change. The transcript has a single exon. NCBI's taxonomy places the organism in Eukaryota, Fungi, Ascomycota, Pichiomycetes, Serinales, Debaryomycetaceae.